GAGGGCGCCCGCCGCCAUCUUGGGAACGGGCAGGGAGUGAGGGCGUGAUGCCGCCGGCCGCCAUCUUGGGAACGGGCGAGCGCGGGAAUUCCGUGAGGGGAGCCUUUAAAUUUUAACAUAAACAUUUACUAUUAGUUUCCUCAUUAAGUGGGGUUUUUGGUGACGUCAUGGGGAUGACCCUCCUGCCUUGCAGGUGUCAAUUUUUGUCACCUUGCUUAAAUUAUGUUUUUUAAAUACAGCCAAGCUGUCGCCAUACUGAAAAGAAUUGUGAAAUAAACGCUGAAGCAAAAAGCGGGGGAAAUAAGACAUGAAUUAAAGACUUUCUCUGAUCCUUUUUGCAGCGUCAUUCCAGACAACUUCCCAACGUACUUUAUAACGUGACUUAACAAACGUCACUUCAAGAUGUCUCAUAUUUCCGCCUUUCCUGCUAAAAACCAGGAAUACCCCCAGCAUUCUGCCCCCGCCCGUUGGAACUGAAAAGCCACACGGUAAUCGCUAAUUAAUUAAUCAAACAAGCGAGUAAUCACCGGCUCCCUGCGCGCCCUCAGCGGAACCCGGCAGUUUCCAUGGCGGCGGCGCCUGCCGUUAAGCGCGCCGGCCGGAGCUUUACGGCAGUGCCGCGGGAGGCGCUGUCAUCCGGCCGCUGCCGCACCGAGCGCGGCGGGGCCGCGGCGCCCGGGGCACGUGAGGCCCGGGAAAAAGACCGGCACCGGCACCAGCACCGGCACCCAACAGGCGCUCCGUGGCCAUGGCCGGGAACAGCCUGGUGCUGCCCAUCGUGCUGUGGGGCCGGCGCGCCCCCACGCACUGCGUCUCCUCCCUGCUGCUCGUGGAUGGCUCUGUCAUCGUCACCGGCUGCCAUGACGGGCAGAUCUGCCUCUGGGACCUGGCUCCUGACCUGCAGAUCAAUCCCAGAGCUCUGCUCUUUGGCCACACAGCCUCAGUCACUUGUUUGUCCAAGGCCUCAGCAUCCAGUGAAAAGCAAUAUAUAGUGAGUGCAUCAGAGAGUGGGGAGAUGUGCCUGUGGGACGUGAAUGACGGCAGGUGCAUCGAGUUCACCAAGCUGGCCUGCGCUCACACGGGCAUCCAGUUCUAUCAGUUCACAGUCGGCUCGCAACGGGAAGGGCGGCUCCUGUGCCACGGACAUUAUCCUGAAAUCCUGGUGGUGGAUGCAACCAGCCUGGAAGUUCUUUAUUCCUUGAUAUCCAAGAUCUCUCCUGACUGGAUCAGCUCCAUGACCAUCAUCCGCUCCAACAGGACACAAGAGGACACCGUGGUGGCCGUGUCCGUCACCGGCAUCCUCAAGGUGUGGAUCGUCACCUCGGAGCUCAGUCGGGCACAGGACACCAGCCCAGUGUUUGAGGAGGAAUCCAAACCCAUCUACUGCGAGAACUGCCAGAGCAUUUCCUUCUGCUCCUUCACCCAGCGCUCGCUCCUGGUCGUGUGCUCCAAGUACUGGAGGGUAAGGCAGAGCCCCUGGCUCCUUUUCCCUGGGGAAUCACAGUUAAACCCCAUGGAAACAUUGGGGUACAGGUGCUCAAAGUCUGUCCUCUGCUGUGUAUUUAAAUAUUUCUGGGUAUUUCAGAGCCCCUGGCUCCUUUUCCGCAGGGAUGUGGGGAAAGCCGUGGAGAGCCCCAUCCCACCUUUGUUGUCCAGCGUGUUGGACCGAGCACAGAAGCAGCUCCUGAUCUGUCCUCCUGUCACUCAGUUCUUCCGUGGACACACAGAUCUUCAAUCCAGGCUCUUAAUCCAGGGGGAUUCCUCAGGGAGACUGAGCAUCUGGAGCGUGCCUGACACCCCUGAGCAGCAGCAGGAGGGUGCAAAAGGUACCCCACAACCCUUCCUGUUUAAACCCUGCUGCUUCUGCCCCAGCUUGGAUCCUCCCCCCUUGGAAAAAUCCUCAUUAUUUCAUUCUGGCAGGGAUUCAUUUCCACUGGAUGAUCCAGAGUUAAGCUCCUCCAAGGGAGGAAUAAAAUGGAUAUCAAGGAAAAGUUUUUUACAAGGAGUUGUGGUGCAGUCACCAUCCUGGGGUGUGUUUAUAAAAAUGGGAUGUGAGGGUUGGCUCCAUGAUCUGAGAUCUCCAACCUGCGGGUGGAGCUCAGGCUCAGGGAGCACCACAAACACCCCAAGGGACACCCCCAGGGACACAACCCCAACCAGAACCCCUGGAGCUCCCUUCUCAGGGGGUUUGGGGUGGGACAAUGUUAAUUCUGUCUCCCUUGCUGCCACAGAGGUGGGUGAGGAGAGCCCACCCAGCCCAGCCAACACCCCCUGGUUCUCUGCUGAAUUCCCAUUUCUCCUCUCUUCUUGGGCAGGCUGGCCCCCUCACAGGACACUGCGAGGCCACCGGAACAAGGUCACCUGUCUGCUGUACCCUCACCAGGUGUCCUCCCGCUACGACCAGAGGUUCCUGAUCUCAGGCGGCGUGGAUUUCUCCGUCAUCGUCUGGGACAUCUUCUCUGGAGAGAUGAAACACAUCUUCUGUGUGCACGGAGGGGAAAUCACCCAGCUGCUGGUCCCACCAGAAAACUGCAGUCACAACUCGCUGAUGGUUCAGGCCAUCAAGACCAACGUGACAGACCCCGACAUCCACGUGCUGUUCUUUGACGUGGAGGCUCUGAUUGUGCAGCUGCUGACGGAGGAGGCGUCGCGGCCCAGCUCCGCUCUGCUCGCCCCCGACAGCCUCCCCAAAUCCCCGGGCGGCUCCCACAAGGGCGGCUCCUUCCUCGCCGGCAAGAGAGCGGCCGUGCUGUUCCAGCAGGUGAAGGAAACCAUCAAGGAGAACAUCAAGGAGCACCUCCUGGACGAUGAGGAUGAGGAUGAGGAGGCCACGAGGCAGAGCAGAGAGGAUGGAGAUCCGGAGUAUCGCUCCAGCAAAUCCAAACCGCUGACUCUGCUGGAGUACAACCUGACCAUGGACACGGCCAAGCUCUUCAUGUCCUGCCUGCACGCCUGGGGCCUCAACUCGGUGCUGGACGAGCUGUGCCUGGACCGCCUGGGCAUGCUGAAGCCUCACUGCUCCGUGUCCUUCGGGCUGCUGUCCCGGGGAGGCCACAUGUCCCUGAUGCUGCCCGGCUACAACCGGCCCGCGGGCGGGGUGACGGAGGGUUUGGGAAGGGGCACGUACGGGGUGUCGCGGGCGGUCACCACGCAGCACCUGCUGUCCGUCAUCUCGCUGGCCAACACGCUGAUGAGCAUGACCAACGCCACCUUCAUCGGAGAGCACAUGAAGAAAGGCCCUGCCAGGUACCCAGCGGGCUCCCCACG
Molecule: messenger RNA, 3267 nt
Organism: Parus major (Great Tit)
Lineage: Eukaryota; Metazoa; Chordata; Aves; Passeriformes; Paridae
Gene: WDR7
Product: WD repeat domain 7
Exons: 11
Cellular component (GO): cytoplasm
Molecular function (GO): protein binding
Source: RefSeq, a predicted model, not a curated record